CAAUAUGGCGGCUGAAAUUUGUGUCUUUUGACUAAUUUUCGCCGAUCGUGAUUGAAUGAUAUUGGAGAAUCAUGCAUUUUCAUUUCCCAAGAAUUAGAGUCGCUAGGAAUAAUUUUACAAGGUUACUUUGCUCUGCGCCAAGAAUCGGAGACAAUUUCUUUGACGAAACUGAGGUACGAGAGAAAUUUAGAGUGCUAGGGACCGGUGAUGUGACUCUAUCCAAGCUAACAGGGAAUAACAAAGGAGUUGCAGUGAUAUCUCUUACCAAUCCUAAAAGAAAAAAUGCACUUACAGGGUACAUGAUGGUUAAACUUGCAGAAGUAGUUGACGAGCUUGAGCAAUGGCAGCAUGGAAAAGCUGUUGUUUUGCAUGGCAGCGAAGGGUCUUUUUGUUCAGGGGCUGAUUUGAGUGUAAUAAAGACGAUCAAUACCCCAGAAGAAGGACAAUUAAUGUGUGCUUUUAUGCAAAGAACUCUGAGUCGCCUGGGAAGGCUUCCUCUUGUCAGCGUGGCAGCUAUUGGAGGAAGAGCGUUUGGUGGAGGAGCUGAGUUAUCAUUAGCAUGUGACUUCAGACUCAUGUCACAGGAUGCAGAGAUCAGGUUUGUUCAGGUCAAGAUGGGUUUGUCACCAGGGUGGGGUGGUGGUGCAAGGCUUGUCAGGUUACUAGGGAAACAGAAAGCACUGCAGCUACUGGGAAGAGGAGAAAAGGUUACCCUACCACAUGCACUUCAACUGGGACUGGUUGAUGGUGAGCUACCAAAUACAAAGGAUGUGGUUACUGGAAGUUGCAACUGGUUGUCAGAGUUCCUAGCAGCAGACACUUCAGUUCUGAGAGCUAUUAAGAAUGUUGUAUCAAUAGGAGACAACUCAAGGCUUAAAGAUGAACUGGACAUUGAGAGAUCAAUUUUUUCAACAUUAUUUGGAGCAGAAGCUAAUAGGAAAGCUUUGGAAAAUUCAAGAAAACACAAAUAGCAUAAUGUUUUGUAAAUGAAGUAAUUUAAAUCCAAUUAAAUUGUUAUCAAAAGUAGUUUUAUUUCAAAGGUGUGUUCAUCCCUUCACUUUGAAGAGUGAGAGAGAGAUAAAGAGUGUAUGUAACUCAAGCAUAUACAUCAGAAGCUUUUGUUCUGAUUAAUGUCCAAACAUGUCAGACUUCCUGCAAAACCUCCAUGCGUAUCGCUAAAAAUGUACACAUCAGUAAGUUCUAUAAAAUGAAAAAUACACAUACCAUAAUGUUACUAUAAUUAUAAUAUACCAGUACGUAAAAUUAAAUUGAACUAUAAGGUGAGGAACUGAUUUAGACAAAUGUUUGUAUUUUGAAGCCUUUUAUUUGUCCUCUUACAAACUUAGGUCAAAAUAACUUCUUCCAAUUUGCAAAAAGAAUGUAUUUAUUUUACAGGAUUAAAAUAACCAUAGCUGUAACACCUUUGAUGCUUCCAUUGUAGUUUACCAAUAUGUUCAUGUAUCUCACAUGAGUCUAACUGGAUGAUUCCCAGUUGUAAUUGAAAAUAAAAAAUCUGAGGAUGUCUAGUUAGACUGAUGAAGCAACAAUAAGUGCAAGAAGUAAAGCAUUUUGAUGCUGAUGUUUGCUUCCACCCAUCACAACAUCAUGACCAGAGGAAUUGAAUCUCUUCAGUCCUACAUGUGAUGAUACAGCUCCUGAUAUCACUUUGAGAAAACUUGACAGCACUUGGAAACAUUUUUCAGGAAUCUGUCUUUUUGCAAUUCUUUUUUGAUACCAAUUUAACUCUCAGUGCCUUUUUCAGUAUCUUCAGCUUCCUCAUCUUUUUCUGCCUCGUCCAAAGCAUCUAAGGUUAGAGCUCCCACAGCAAGAGCCUCACGGUUCCUUGCUGCUGUAACCAGGCUGCGAGGAUGUGCUGGAAGAAUUCCAGCCUUAUGAAGAGAAAUUAGUUUGUUUCUGAUAAGUUAAAAUACUCUGUUGACAUUUAAUUGUACUAUUGAGUUAAUGUCAGUGAUAGUUUGGGUGAUAAGUCCACACCUUUUCAAAGACUUCUAGUUCAGAACAAAAUGGUGCACGACAUGCUAAGAAGUAUUAUUAUACAGAUAUAGAUGAA
Pocillopora verrucosa is the source of this 2071-nucleotide messenger RNA. RefSeq names its product ethylmalonyl-CoA decarboxylase. Gene Ontology annotation, biological process: fatty acid beta-oxidation. Lineage: Eukaryota; Metazoa; Cnidaria; Anthozoa; Scleractinia; Pocilloporidae. The record is from RefSeq and is a predicted model, not a curated record. Gene Ontology annotation, cellular component: cytosol.